Messenger RNA from Prosopis cineraria, 1794 nucleotides. Its product is annotated as F-box protein SKP2A-like. Gene Ontology annotation, biological process: SCF-dependent proteasomal ubiquitin-dependent protein catabolic process. Gene Ontology annotation, cellular component: SCF ubiquitin ligase complex. The record is from RefSeq and is a predicted model, not a curated record. The transcript is spliced from 5 exons. Lineage: Eukaryota; Viridiplantae; Streptophyta; Magnoliopsida; Fabales; Fabaceae. Gene Ontology annotation, molecular function: protein binding. Bases 327 to 1484 code for a protein of 385 amino acids.
AACUAUUUUACUUGUCACGUUGUCACUCUUCCGUCGCUAACACGUGGCACUGCGCGUUCUGCCUUCCUCUCUCCUCGCUGCGCCUCCUCCUCCUUCCUUCUUAUAGUUUAUAUUUGCUUUCUUCUAAUUGAAACUGCUCAUUGCCCGUGGCCUUGCCUCUUGGCGUGGUUGUCCUGUUCUGUUGUAUUUUGUCGUCUACUACGCGCAGUUUUCUGGAAAAAAAAAAAAAAAAUAAAAGUCUUGGAAAUCGCCUGCUUCUUAUCCCCUUUCUCUUUUCUGAAUGAUGACAUUUCUAAUGUUGUGUGUGUGGUUAUAGAAACAAGGAAAUGAGGCGAUUGGAGGACGGCGUGGUUCAGACUGGGAGUGAAAUGGUGGGGAAGGAGACCUUGAGGACCGAGGGCUUGAACUCGUGCUUUGAGAAGCUCGUGAUGAUUGCUGGCGGCGGACAAGGUGGUAACGGAGUGAAAAUGGAGGGCGGGCCGAAUUCAGAAUGGAAAGAUAUUCCGGUGGAACUUUUGAUGCAAAUAUUGGGCCCCGUGGAUGAUCGGACUGUGAUCGCCGCUUCUGGUGUCUGUCGAGGGUGGAGAGAAGCUAUUUGCUUUGGCCUCACCCGUUUAUCACUCUCAUGGUGCAGCAAGAAUAUGAAUAAUUUGGUCCUAUUUCUUGCCCCUAAAUUCUCAAAAUUGCAAACUUUAAUCCUUCGUCAAGCGAAGCCCCAGCUGGAGGACACCGCUGUUGACGCCAUUGCAAACUCCUGUCAUGAUCUGCAGAUCCUGGACCUGAGCAAAAGUUUCAAGCUGACCGAUCGUUCACUGUAUGCCUUAGCCCACGGUUGUCCUGAUCUCACAAAACUGAAUGUCAGUGGGUGCUCAGCAUUCAGCGACACUGCUCUGGCUUACCUGGCCAGCUGCUGCAAAAAAUUGAGGGUCUUAAAUCUCUGUGGAUGCGUGAAAGCUGCAUCCGACGCUGCACUGCAGGCGAUCGGACGGUACUGCAAUGAGUUGCAGUCUUUGAACCUAGGAUGGUGCGAAAAUGUGGGUGAUGAUGGGGUGAUGAGUCUAGCCCAAGGGUGCCCUGAUCUUAGAACACUGGACUUGUGCGGUUGCAUCUGUAUAACAGAUGAUAGCGUGAUAGCAUUGGCAAACGGAUGCCCUCAUCUGUGGUCUUUGGGGCUGUACUACUGCCAAAACAUCACGGACAGGUCAAUGUAUUGCUUGGCUCACAGCAAAGUGAGGCACAGGACAUGGGGAUCAGUGAAAGGGGGCAAUCAGGAGGAUGGGCUAAGGACUCUGAACAUAAGCCAAUGCACGGCACUCACGCCCUCGGCGGUUCAGGCAGUGUGUGACUCAUUCCCAGCUCUGCACACAUGCUCCGGCAGGCAUUCCCUCAUCAUGAGUGGCUGUCUCAGCUUGACGUCAGUGCACUGUGCCUGUGCCGGCGAGGCACAUCGUGCCAUCAAUGCUUUUCCUCAUCCGGCACGUUGAGCCCCUUCAUUCCAUCUGCACGAAGUGCCUUUCAGGGGAAUAUCGGUCUGAAAGCAUUUUGAUGCAUCUGGAUUUCUCUGCGGUGGUUCCCUGAUGUUAUGGGACUGUGGGAGUGAAAGCGAUACGAAGAAUGGAAAUAUAAAGAAGAUUUGGUAGCCAAUAAACAAGUGAGAGAGAAGCCACACGAGUGAGAUCGAUGCUCCAAUUUAUGAGAACAAGCCCGCCCAGGCAUUGGAGUCGCGAGUGAAUAGGGACAGCUUCAAGAUUAUGUGUAUUUAAUUUUUAAUUUAUUAAAAGUUAAUUUAAUAAA